GUCUGUCCUGGUCCAGCCAAGGCAAGGCAUGGUAAGGUGAGGCGCACGCUUUUACCUAAGUGUGAGCCUGUUGAGUCUAGAUAGGGAUCCGUCUAUCUAAACCACUGAUACCGACCGAUACCGACCGAUACGGCGUGGUCGAAUCAAUGGAUCGGGAGUCGGAAUCUGAAUCUGGAUUCUAUUGACGGCAUGGGAACACGCAAACAUCCUGCACACAACUAUCUCGCGCUACGUGCUCUCCAAUGCUGUAGAUCGACCAUCGCCCUUUUCUAUUGUGCCUUUCUGACCAAUCCAUCGAUUCAAGGUUGAUUUGCCGUGUUGUGAUGACACCGGGCUAACCUUGGCAUCUACGACCAACACGCCUCUUCAUGACUCUGCCCACCCGUCGCUGUCGCAUGUCCCUCGUGUGCCAGGCCUUGUCGCUGUCAUAAGUUGUUUUCAUCAUGGUCGGAAAAGUCAGCGAGCGCGUGCUUCUGCGCGAAGGACUGGAGAGGACAGACAAUGGCAUGAAACAGACCAACUGGCCCGACGUUACUCCUAUCAAUCAGAAGAAUUAUUAUACUGAUUACAUGAAACGCGAUGACCAAGUGCUCGCCCUACGAUUGCAAGCUGAAGCCACACGCGACAGACUCGUCCAGUCUGCCAAAGACCGAGAUCGAGCUCUUGCCCGGAAUGGACACGCUGAAGUUCCUCUCCCCGUCGCCGAUAUACAGCCCGAGGAGGCUGUCGCGUCCACGGUUGAUGGGGCAGAUCCCUCCAAAGUCAUCGUCAUCCACCCCGGUAGCCAGAAUCUACGCAUAGGCUUCGCCAGCGACGCCUUGCCAAAGACCAUACCUAUGACCGUAGCCGCCAAGUUCCCACAGACCGAGUCUGAGAUGCACGAGGCCCUACCUAGACGGCAGUUUGAAGCCAAAACCACUGAUCAACAGUAUGGCGAAGAAUGGUCUAAGAAAUAUCAGAAAAUGUGUAACGAUCUCAAGGUCGAUAUGCGUGCGAACAAGCGCAAGGUGCUUCCCAACUCCAAGGAACUUGUAGUUAAUUACAAUAGGCGGACCGAACCAGAGAAAAUACCCAAACACAAUGACCCCCAGGAGAUCGACUGGACUGAUGUGAAUAGCCUUGAGGAUCCAGAUUCGGCUGCCUCAUGUUUUAUCGGGAAUGCAGCCCAGCGCAUCCCGGACGAUUCAGACCCCAAAUUCAAACUCUGGUGGCCCAUACAACACGGUGUUCUCAACGAGGAUGAUUAUACCACUGCCGAGCACCUCUAUGACGACUUUGAAACUCUUUUAGAUAAAGCUAUAAGGCAAGAGCUAGGAUUGACGAGCACUUCUUCAUGGAAAAACUACAGCUGCGUAUUUGUCAUACCGGAUUUAUAUGACAAGAGAUACGUCGAACAAGUCCUCAAAUCUUGCAUGAUUUGGUUCGAGUUUAGCAGGAUAUGCUUUAUACAGGAGAGCAUGGCCGCUACUUUUGGAGCUGGUUAUACUCAAGCCUGCGUCGUCGACGUCGGCGCUCAGAAAACCUCCAUCGCUUGUGUCGAGGACGGCUUGUGUAUCGAAGACUCGCGCAUAAACCUGAAGUACGGUGGUUAUGAUGUCACGGACACAUUUAUCAAAAUGAUGCUCUAUGAUAAUUUCCCUUAUCAGGAAAUAAAUCUUCGGAGGCGUUACGACUUCCUUCUGGCUGAAGAGCUGAAGAUCAAACAUUGCACCAUGUCGCAAGCCGAUAUAUCUGUGCAAUUAUAUCAGUUUCAUCUUCGCGCCCCCAAUCAACCCACCUACAAAUAUCAGUUCAAGACUUAUGACGAAGUGAUACUGGCCCCCAUGGGAUUUUACGACCCGGCAAUCUUCGAUAACUCGGCAAAACUGCGUGGCCGCCGGAAAUUGAUCGACCGUUCAUACAAUGCUUACGAUGUCGAUGUCCCAGACGACCCAGCGUCCGCUGCCCAGCUAGGCAUCCUAGCCCACAUCAAGCCGUCUCUAGUCUCCAACCCCAAUGGAUUUCAACCGAAUCCGACCGAUCCUAACCUCGCUACUCCUAUGAAAGAGAAGUCUCAGCCAUUCAAUUUCUUGUCUCGUGGGGAUCUCAACGGUACGCCAGGAGGUUCGACCGCCGCAUCUCCUGCUCCAGAAGGCGCCUCCACUCCUAUACCACCCGCCUUCCAGUUUGGUGCAAACGGGAACACUGGCAGCCCGGCACCCAAUGGGCCCACCGCUAUUCGCAACGGAGCCUCGCCUGCACCACCUGCUGGCAUGUUUGUAGACUCGGCGGCUCGCAGUGCGCGUUCAAUAGCCGCGGAGCGUGAUGCCGUUCUCCCUGUCGCCCCGCUCGACAUCGCCAUCCUGACUAGCAUUAACAAUGCCGCUCGAGGCGAUGAUAAGCGGCUGCGCGAUUUCCUGGGCAGCAUCAUGGUGGUUGGCGGGGGUUCUAAAACACCUCUAUUCACACAAACCCUCGAGGAGAAGCUACGCGCCCGCAGGCCUGACCUCUUUGACCGCAUACUAGUCUCUAGGAGUGCGCGCGACAUGGAUGAGCAGGUCGUAGUCUGGAAGGGCGCCUCCGUGUUCACCAAGCUACCCGCCAACGAUAGCUGGAUCACACCUUUCGAGUUUGAGCGAUUAGGCGCUCGUGUGCUGCAUCACAAAGUGCUCUGGGCUUGGUAAAGCAAAAUGGAAUGAUGGCUGCGGUGACUUGGGAAUGUUAGAUUAGGUUGUCAGACUAUAGCGUGCGGUGUUUUUUUCCUCUUAUUUUAUUUCCCUCAAAUGAGGGAGGAGUCGGAGCUAAAUUGGGAACUGAACGAACGCACGUGGACAGAGAAAAGGAUCAUAGAA
Molecule: messenger RNA, 2831 nt
Organism: Xylaria bambusicola
Lineage: Eukaryota; Fungi; Ascomycota; Sordariomycetes; Xylariales; Xylariaceae
Exons: 3
Coding region: 444-2663 (739 amino acids)
Biological process (GO): double-strand break repair; regulation of DNA-templated transcription
Cellular component (GO): Ino80 complex
Source: RefSeq, a predicted model, not a curated record